AUAUUAAUACAUUUUAUAACAAAAAUUAAAAUGGAGGACGUCGUGUAUUUCGCGCCAUCGUUGUUUUUGAAUCAUGGCGGCGGUCCGUAUCCCGUUUUGGGUGAAAAAUACAAUUUGGAAAUAGCUGAAGCGUUGAAGAAUGUAUCGAGUUACGUGGAUUUGAGUCGUUUGAGGGCUAUUGUGAUAGUAACAGCGCACAGAGAGGAGGAUGUGGUGACAAUUUCAUCGGCAGAACGACAUUCCUUGCUUUAUGAUUAUAACAAUUUCCCGCCGGAAUGUUAUAAGUACCAGUACAAUUCCCCAGGAGAUCCAGUUUUGGCGGCAAGAAUUCACGAAGCGUUCAAAAACGCGGGAAUCGAGUCGCGCUUAGACGACCAAAGAGGUUGGGACCACGGAGUCUUUAUACCAAUGAUGUUGAUAAACCCAAAAGCGGAUAUACCUUUAAUACAAAUAUCUAUCUUGAAAAACCAAAAUGCAUCACAAUAUUACGAAAUAGGAAGAGUUUUGUACCAAUUUAGGAAAGAAGGCGUCGCCAUAUUUGGUUCAGGUUUUUCUUACCAUAACGAAGAGGGAUUCCAAAGGGCCAAACGGGAAAACGAUAAAAUUAUUGAAAAUACAGAUUUUGAUAACUUCUUGAAUGAAGUUUGCACUGGUGAUGAAGAAAGUAGAAAGAAGAUUGUGUUUUGGGAGCAGGAGAAGGGGGCGUACGAGAGUCAUCCUUUGGGAGAAGCUGAUCAUCUCAUGCCGCUGAUCGUGAACGCGGGGGCCGGUGGAACGGGACGCGGAAGAAAGAUUUUUGAUUCUGUGUACGCCCAAAAAUUCAAAAUAAGUGGGUUUAUUUGGGAUUAGUUUUUGAAUUUAAGUAUUAUGAAUAAUUUUAUAACGAUUUACUAAUGCCUAUUGUUUACAUUUUUGUAUUAUGUUGAAAUACUCUUAUACCUACCUACCUAUGAAAUAAAGAACUUAUAAAUAACAAG
Molecule: messenger RNA, 977 nt
Organism: Spodoptera exigua (beet armyworm)
Lineage: Eukaryota; Metazoa; Arthropoda; Insecta; Lepidoptera; Noctuidae
Source: the annotation of a GenBank genome assembly